CUCGGGUAUAAACCAGAGGCGCCGGAGCAGAGUCGCUCACAAACCCAGUGUGCAGUGGAAAAGUAUUGACAGCGCUUACUGCCUUGAAGCAUCGCCUGACGCGUGGGUCCCUUGCAGCCUGGCCAUGAGGGGUUUUCUCAGCGCUAUCUUCCUGCUCCUCGUCCUGGUGAUUUGCUCCAUUGAUGUGGACGCUUACAAAUGUAGGUGCAUUCGCAAGAGACCGAAGCUCAGUUACAAGGACGUGCAGAAGGUCGAAAUGAAAGCGCGAUAUCCUUUCUGUAAAGAGAAAAUGGUCUACAUCACCACGGGUCGGUACGGUGGCAAGCAAUAUUGCCUGCAUCCCAAACUAUCCAGCACCACGAAACUACUGAACCAAUUCACCAAAUGGAGGUUACCAUCCGAGGAGUAGAUGGGACGUCCAGAGCCAUCGUGCCCCGUGGCUGCGCUUUCCCUGGAGACAGAUUCAUCGCCCAAAGUCGGAUCAAGGAUCGUUCUUCCCACCGCAAUAAAAUCGUAUGUUUACUAUUGUGGUAAGAUGUUGCUUCACGAAACGCCCGGCCAAACCAUCCGAGUUUGGAGGCGUCAGUCAAGAAGUUUCACGUCCAGUCUACAAACUUCCGCCUCACAACCGUGCAGAAAACUACACCAAGCGACCGAAUGACAAGGAGAAAAGGGGACAGAGGGCGUGGGGGAGUGUUUUUUUUCCAAUAAAAGUAGUGGGAUUUGAUAUUUUUUGUAUUUCAUUACCCGUGAGGUUUAUAAAAAAUAUAUACUCUUAAUCUAUUUGUGUGCAGAAGUAAUUCUGUUUGUGUUAUUUUUGAGCGCUUUGAUUGUCUUGUAGGUAGAGGCUUCCUUCUGUAAAGGGCGAAUUAGGGUAAAUAAAUGUGAGAGCGUGUUGUAUUUGCUUCCCUUUCUGUGCCAGAGGAAGCAAACCCGUGCGUUGGAGGGAGAAAGCUUUGGAUCCCAGGCAACGCUGCAGUACCGCCCCGGCUUGAGAUGUGUUUUGCCCCCAACCCUCCCCCCUGUAUAUCCAUCCUUCGGGUUUGCCCACUACACCAGCGCGCUUCGUGUAAAUACAGCGGCAUUUAAGAAUUUGUAAUGAGAUAUUCGGGAUCGCGUUUGAUUCUUUCGUAUUUUUUGAAUAAAGUUUAAGAAAUUGCUGAAAAAUA
Messenger RNA from Leucoraja erinaceus (little skate), 1169 nucleotides. It is a transcript of the gene cxcl14, whose product is annotated as chemokine (C-X-C motif) ligand 14. Gene Ontology annotation, molecular function: chemokine activity. Gene Ontology annotation, cellular component: extracellular region. The coding region runs from base 125 to 409 and encodes 94 amino acids. NCBI's taxonomy places the organism in Eukaryota, Metazoa, Chordata, Chondrichthyes, Rajiformes, Rajidae. Gene Ontology annotation, biological process: antimicrobial humoral immune response mediated by antimicrobial peptide; cell chemotaxis. The transcript has 4 exons. The record is from RefSeq and is a predicted model, not a curated record.